Molecule: messenger RNA, 406 nt
Organism: Saccostrea cuccullata (small rock oyster)
Lineage: Eukaryota; Metazoa; Mollusca; Bivalvia; Ostreida; Ostreidae
Exons: 2
Coding region: 26-406 (126 amino acids)
Source: RefSeq, a predicted model, not a curated record
UGAAAGUAGAAACCUUGUAUGUCAGAUGGCGUUAUGUAUUUUGAGAUCGUUAUCAAGUCCGGAUUCCUUCUUCAACUUAAUGACAAAUGUUUGUUUUUAUGGCUAUAGAUGCAUUCGGCAACUUGAGUUCAGUGUCACAGUGCUGUUUUUUUUCAGUCCAAAGAGCCCGAAGCUGAUAAGACUGGCGAUUGAUCCUGAAGCUGAUUUGACAGAUGAUUGCAUCAUCACAAUAUUGAAGAGACCAUUCUGUGCCACAAAGAAAUUGUUCAGGAAGAGGAGAGGUGGUGGAUAUUCAUUUUUGGUACGGUACAGUUCAAAGAGAUUUUCAAAAUGGUCAUGGAAGAUCAAAGGGAGGACAACUGAAAAAAUUGAAAGAUACAGAAGGAAAAAGAACAAGGAAAUAUAA